This is a messenger RNA of Passer domesticus (house sparrow), 2046 nucleotides long. RefSeq names its product X-ray repair cross complementing 1 (gene XRCC1). The record is from RefSeq and is a predicted model, not a curated record. Lineage: Eukaryota; Metazoa; Chordata; Aves; Passeriformes; Passeridae. Gene Ontology annotation, cellular component: nucleus. Gene Ontology annotation, molecular function: damaged DNA binding. Gene Ontology annotation, biological process: single strand break repair; base-excision repair.
AAGAAACCCCACGUGACCAUAGAGGCGGGAGGACUUGCGGGGUAGAGCGCCUCCGCGCGCCAUGCGCAAACAACGGAAUACUGAGGUGAAACCAUAGAGUUCGGGGGGCGUUUGGCAGAGCGCCUCCCACAGGGCCGCUCUGAGGCGGCUUCCGGCGGAGCUCUGAGGGGGCUUCCGGCGCAGCCGUGAGGCGGAGCGGCCAUGGCGGAGAUCCCCUUCACGCGGGUGGUGUCGGUGACCAGCGCGGACCCGCGUCACCCGGCGGAGAAUCUGCUGAGGCCCGAGGAUGGCGGGAAGUGGAGGGGAGCGGCGGCGGGGGAGAAACAGCUGAGGCGUGGUCUGGGCGACGCCCGCCCCAUUCACUCCCUGCACGUCGGCAACGACGGCGCCGCCUUCGUGGAGGUGCUGCUGGGAUCCUCGGCCGGGGGGGACUUCCAGGUGCUGCUGCCCAGCGCGGCGCUGAUGUCGCCCAGCGAGAGCCGGGCGGGGGCGGGGCCGGGCCGGGUGCGGCUCUUCGGGCCCGAGGCGCUGGUCAAGCGUCCGGCCACGCCCACGGCCAGGUGCGACCGGCUGCAGGUGGUGCUGAGCCAGCCCUACUGCCAGAGCCGCCCCUACGGCCUCGCUUUCAUCCGAGCGUUCGCUGCCCCCGAGGAGGGAGAGGAGCCGGCCCCAGCCCCCGGUGACCGCGCCGCCUGGGUCCGUUCACGCUGCGCCAGGAGGGGGAGGGGAGCCCCCGGCGCCCCGCCCGGGGGCCCUGUGUCUACCAACGCCCCCUCCCCCCACCUCAGCCCCUCCCCCAUCUCCAGUACAGCCCCCUCCCCCAACACAGAUAAGGCCCGUCCCACCUGCCCCUCCCCCACCCCAUUAAACCCCUCCUGCUGCCCCUCCCCCACCCCUGAUGGUCUCUGCCCCUCCCCCAGCCCCCGCCCCUCCCCCCCCCCGGGCCCAGCUACGCCUCGGCCGCGCUGCGGGGGAGCCCCGGGGACGGCGCCCAGCCCCCCAAACGCCGCCUCCCCUCCCCCACCACCACCCCCAAAAAAAAAAACCCCCAAAAAACCCUCCCCUUCCAAAAACCCCCAAAACCCCGGACCCCCCCAAAAUUCAGGACCCCCCCCGAAGCCGGGACCCCCCCCGAAAAGGCGGGGCGGGGGUCCCGUUUUGGGGGGGGUGGUGCUGGCGCUGAGCGGCUUCCAGAACCCUCUGCGGGCCGAGCUGCGCCGGGCGGCCGCGGCGCUGGGCGCCGCCUACCGGCCCGACUGGACCCCCGAGUGCACCCACCUGGUGUGUGCGUUCGCCAGGACGCCGAAGGCGGCGCGGGCGCGGCAGAGGGGAGGGGUCGUGGUGGGGGCCAGGUGGAUUUGGGAGUGCCAGAGGCAGGGGAGGAGGCUGAGCUGCGGGCCGUACCUCCUGGACGGCUCCGCCUCCUCGGGCAGCGAGGGGGAGGAGCCUGAGGAGGCCCCGCCCCCUCCGCGCCCCUCCCCCAAGGCCAAAAAGGGGGCGGAGCCUCCUGGAGAGGAGGAGCCCGUGACUCCGCCCCCCGCGGCGCCGGCCACGCCCCCCGAGUCAGGUGACAGCGGCGGCCAAUCAGACGACCCCUACGGCGGCUCCACCGAGGAGAACAGCGAGGACGAGGAGGGGGAGGGGGAGCCCAUCCCCCCCCUGCCGGAUUUUUUUGAGGACAAAACGUUCUUUUUGCACGGCGCCUUCCCCGAGGGGGAGGGGCGGCGGCUGCGGCGCCUCGUGGUGGCCUUCGGGGGCUCCCUGGCUCCCUCCCUGGACCAAUCAGUGACGCACGUGGUGACGUCACAGGGCUGGGACCCCCGCCUUCGAGGAGCCCCGCCCCCUCAGGCACUGGAGCUCCGCCCCUCGCUGCUCUUCGUGCGCCCCCAUUGGCUGCGGCUCUGCGGGGAGCGGCUCCGCCCCCUGCCGGCCCAGCCCUUCCUGGUGACGUCAUCGGAGUAGCGGUGACGUCAUCGCCGCGGACACGCCCCCUUUGUGAGCCACGCCCCCUUUCCUCAGCGCUAAUAAAGAGAAUUUGGGUAGAAA